Molecule: messenger RNA, 876 nt
Organism: Australozyma saopauloensis
Lineage: Eukaryota; Fungi; Ascomycota; Pichiomycetes; Serinales; Metschnikowiaceae
Gene: CSM3
Product: Csm3p
Exons: 1
Coding region: 1-876 (291 amino acids)
Biological process (GO): replication fork processing; DNA damage response
Cellular component (GO): nucleus
Source: RefSeq, a predicted model, not a curated record
AUGGAAUCCCAAGAGCAAGAUGCCUUGGGCCUCGAGCAACCCAUGAAAUUGGGCAGGGUUUCUCGUAUCCCAAAAUUGACGGACGACUUGCUCUUCGACAACAUCAGAGGCCUCCCUCAAGUACGGAACAACUAUACAAAGCUUUCAGCGCUGCUCAAGAGAUUGGAUCGCGUGAAUGGCGACAAGAUCAAGAAGGCUGGCUCCAAAACUGCUGCGCGUCAACUAAAGCUUGCCUGUGCGACCGAAAAGCUCCAGAAAGUGGUCCUGUUCUACCAGUUAUGGUGCCAUGGUCUAUUUCCAAGAGCUACAUUCAAGGAUUGCAUUCAGAUGCUUCGGAACCAUAAGUCGUUUGCUCUCAAAGAAUAUAGAAGAGGGCUAAUAAGUAGUGAAAUCCAUCGUUUGAAGGUUGAGAAGGGUAUCAUUGCAGAAGACAAUCCAAGUGAGAAUGACCUUGACGACGAUGAACUAUACCUGGCGCCACAAUCGCUUGCUGCAGAAGAUGCAGCUACGACAGAGUCGAAUGGACAUUCAUCAGCUGAGCCAGUUCCUGCUGUAGAUGAUGAGGAUGAUUGGGGCUUCUUGUCUAUUCGCAGAACCAACCAGCUUUUUGUAGGGGACGACGAAGAAGAGGAUGAGCUGGGCUUGACUCAAAACCCUGUUAACAAGGCCAGUGGCCGAAAUAAGGUUCUCGAUGAUGACGAUGAUGACGACGAGCUUGACGAAUUAAACGAUGAUGAUGACGACUUCCAAAAGGUAAUUCUACAAUCACAGAAUCUUCAAACACAACAGAAUUUAGAGCCAGACCUAGCAGACUUCGAAGAGCAAGCAUCUGACCAUGAAAAUGAACUCGAGAUCAUGAGAGAGAUGGGAAUGUAA